Acipenser ruthenus (sterlet) is the source of this 4541-nucleotide messenger RNA. RefSeq names its product rho GTPase-activating protein 11A-like. The transcript is spliced from 17 exons. The coding region runs from base 615 to 4307 and encodes 1230 amino acids. The record is from RefSeq and is a predicted model, not a curated record. NCBI's taxonomy places the organism in Eukaryota, Metazoa, Chordata, Actinopteri, Acipenseriformes, Acipenseridae. Gene Ontology annotation, cellular component: secretory granule. Gene Ontology annotation, biological process: neuropeptide signaling pathway.
UUGUUUUUUUAUAGCACACUCUAAACAGGCUAUCUGUUGACCACCUCGUGGCUAAGUGUUGGGGUCCUGAUAUUUGAACUGAUGUUGUCCAAUCAGAAGCGUGGAACGAAGAAAGCGCUGCAGUUUGAGGCGUUAGCAGGAAAGGUCUGAGAAAUGGGAUGAUGGAGACAGGGACAGAAAGGAAAGAUAGUUGUUAAAUACAUUAUUACAAAGAAAAGAAUGUAGAGGGUAUGGAAUGUACAACGAAUAGUGUAAAAAAUAUUGAUUAGAAGCAAAUGUAAACGAAAGUGAUAAAAAAAAGUAGGGGCGGGGGACCAGGAAAGAUCGCAAGCAAGUGAGACAGGGUUUUUUGAAAGUGAAAAGGGCUUGUGUAAGUUGUUGAUUGUUGUUUGUGUGUAUUGGGGGCUGCCGCAGAGUGUAGCCGGUACGAGGUGUUAUAUUUCAUUAAAACUCGAGAGACGGGGAUAGUGAUAAGAAAGAAGACGAGAGACAGAAAAGUUCAGAGGCAGGAAGGGGUUUAAACGAGUGAGGAUCGGAUCUGAUCGGUUUGGCAGAGGAGAGCUCACAUACACACUGUUACUAGUACUAUUUAAGUAAACUGUUCAGCUUCAAGAAUGAAGAAGGUGUCGGAUAAGAAUGUAAUGCGUUUGGCAAUAGUACAGCAGCUGCGGGGUUUCGGGAUAAAAAUAAAAAACUGGAAUAAAAACAAGAGUGCCAGCAGCAGCAAACUGACAGGAUGCAGCGGGGGGAAGAUAUUUGGGACGUCUUUACAGGCUUUACCACAGCAGAACCUGGCUGAUUAUGGGACAGUUCCUUGCUUUCUGGUUGAUGCCUGUGAAAAUCUCACGCAGCAUAUCGAUACCGAGGGACUGUUUAGAAAAUCUGGGUCCGUUGUUCGACUUAAAGCAUUAAAGGUCAAGCUGGAUCAAGGUGAGGACUGUAUAUCCUCAGCACCCCCGUGUGAUGUUGCUGGUCUUCUCAAGCAGUUUUUCAGGGAGCUACCAGAACCAGUCAUUCCCACUGACCUACACGAAGCUUUCUUUAAAGCACAGCAACUGCCAACCCAGGAGGAGCAGAGCACCGCUACUGUCCUGCUGUCCUGCAUGCUCCCUGAGAGAACUACAAAUGCUCUGCGCUACUUUUUUAACUUUUUGAAAAAUGUUUCCCAAAGGUCAGCUGAGAAUAAGAUGGACAGCACUAAUCUGGCUGUAAUAUUCGCUCCAAACUUUCUGCAUUCGAGUGAUGGAAAUGAAAAGAUGACGUCAAAUACAGAAAAGCGUCUGAAGCUGCAGGCAGCUGCAGUGCGCAGUUUUAUUGAAAAUGCACAACACUUUGGUUGUGUGCCGGAUUUUAUCAUGAGCAAGAUUCCUGCAAUGUUGGGAGUUGAUGCUGGUGGUUCCACUCCGUCGCUGGAAAGUUCAGAGGACGGAGAGAGUGAAUUGUCAGAAGGAGUCAAAAGAAGGAGAAGGCGCAGUGUUGGAGAUAUGGUUAAUGGAGCGCUGCAUAAGUUUAAAUCUAAUAGAACACCCACAAGUACUCCCUUGCCAGAAGGAUCAGUCACUCCUGUGAUUGUAACUCCAAGUUCUAAACGGAAGCUACUGACUGACUCUGCUCAAAGUUUGGGGUUUUCAAGCAAGAAAAGAAGAUCUUUGAAACACAACCUUGCAUUAGAAUUUCUUCCAAAUAAACUGUUUGGUAGUGGUUCUACACCUGCCUCAAACCAGUUAAAUGACACAAGUCCCAGUAUAUCUCUAGAGUCUUCACAUGGCACUCUUACCCCUUCUGCAAGAAGUGGUAGACUGGCAGCCAGCUCUGCAAAAAGAAAAAGUAAAAGAUUUGAGAGCAAAAAAGUUAACAGAGUGGAAUCUGGAAAAGCAGGAUGCUUUUCUCCAAGAGUCAACAGAAAAGAGGUAGUGCGCAAGUCUCUGCGUCUCCGGUUAAGUCUUGGAAAGAGCAGCAGAGAUUCUAAUGUCUUGUCAAAUGCAUUUCCGACGGCUAAAGGAUCUGAAAACAUUGGCUGGCGUCUUGCCACUCAAGAAACUAACAUCAGUUUUGGGUCGUCAAAAGAAGCUACCUUUAGUCCUGUUGUAAGAAGGAACACAUUCGCAAGAAAGGGUUCCAAGUACAUCAGUAAAUCUGAAGAAAAUCUGCUCACCCCCCAGUCUGACACGAGUGCACAUCGUAUCUCCUGGAAUGGAACCAGCCAUGAAGAGUCCCAGGACUCGAACUCUGAGACCCCAAUGGGCAGAUAUCUCAACAACUUCUCUUCAGAGCCUGCCUUAGUAGCUAGAAAGCCUCCUGUCAUUGCAAGUGUUCCUAGGAGCCUCUGUCCAGGCUAUAGAACCGAUAGCCCUCACAGUAAUGAAUCUUUUGCUGAGGAUGAAAAUAACUUGAGUGAAUCAACCUUGCUUAAGAUCAAAAGGGCCUUCACUGAAUCCGGUAGUGACCUGCGUUCACUAAUAGGUGACAGCAGUUCCUCAAUGGAUGAUUUCUUGAAAGAAAGAAAUAACUUUGUGAAGGAAGAAGAUACAAAUGAGCCAUUGUUGAUUUCCAGAAAUUCAAGUGAUGUGAAGGAGACAUGUUUAGGCACAUCGCCUCAAAAACAAAUGGUUCACCAACAGAUUGAAGACUUGUCUUUUGUACAAAGAAAUAUUGUCACGUCAUCUCCUGUAAAGACAAAUGCCAAUGUAUGUCACGUAGAAGAGCCACAAUCUCCACAGAAACCAGUAGACCAAGUUCCAUUUAAGUUAAAUGGUACUAAUGAUAGUGACACUGUUGCUUAUGAGGUGGAAAGCAUAAAGGACAGCUGCCCUUUGGAAGCUCUUGGUGACUUGAACAGUCACUCUGCAGCAAACGUUACCACAGCAGCUAACCAGUCACAGCACCAUGUUUCCAAACUCGUGGUUCAGUUGCAAAAAAUAAUAGAACCAUCUGUUUGUGAGGCUUCGGAAUACAUUCAACCAACUGAAAGUGCAAGAACACUGGAACAGAGUCCACAUGCAAGAAGAUCUGUUGAGAGUUCACCAAUGCUCAUCUCUGACACCUCUGAAUACAAGUUCCGGGUGGCUGAUCACAUUCAAAGGUUUAAUGUACUUUCUUUGAAUAGCCCAAAACCAAACAAUGUUAAGUCCCCUCUUAAAUUUAAACGCACCCCAGUGCGCCAGUCUGUCAGGAGAAUAAAUUCGCUACUAGGAGUUCGGAGACCAGUAGAGGGCAACAACAGUCCAUCAAAGAUUGGCUCUCCAAUGGUAAAAUCAGUGAGUCAUGAAAGUGGCCUAUCCUUAUUUGCUGAAAAAAGCCUGCCUAACUUUGAGGAACCAGCACACUGCAUAAAUGUUCCAGGAGACAAAUGUGGUGAUAAAGGGCCUUGCCAGAAUACAUCCACAAAUUGUACUGUUACCUCAUUGAAACCCCAAAUUUACAAAGUUACAACCCGCUUCCACCACCAGACCAGGCAUUCUGCUCUUGGUGACGUGACCAAUCAGGUAGCACCAAAAGCAAAUAAUCCAAUUGUAAACGAGAAUAGAGUUUUCACUGGCAAAGCGCAGGUGAAACCAGACAAAUCUGUCUUGCUUGAGAUGGCAGAAAAGGAAAAGCGUCGUUACAGAGGCUCGCCAAAAAAUCCAUUGCCAGCAAACAAGCUGUUAUCGGCCACUAAACCUAUAGAUCUGGCCACCAUGACUGUCCUCCUCCAGCAUGCUGUGUUUCUGAUGGUGUGUGGUGGGGCUCUGGUCUUCUGUCACAGCCCCAGGACUCCUGACCAGGUGUCUGAAGCUGACAUCCAGCGCCUGCUGCAUGGAGUCAUGGAGCAGCUGGGCAUCGCCAGGCCGCGGGUGGAGUACCCAGCUCACCAGGCUACUAACCUGGUGGGACCACAGAGCAUCGAAGGUGGAGCUCACGAGGGGCUGCAGCACCUAGGUCCCUAUGGAAAUAUUCCCAACAUUGUGGCAGAGCUGACUGGUGAUAACAUUCCCAAGGACUUCAGUGAGGACCAGGGCUACCCCAAUCCACCAAAUCCCUGCCCUCUUGGAAAAACAGCUGUGGACGGAUGUCUGGAGAACUCCCCUGACACGGCCGAGUUCAGCAGAGAGUACCAACUCCAACAGCACCGGUUUGACCCGGAGCAUGACUACCCAGCACUGGGCAAGUGGAACAAGGCACUUCUUUAUGAGAAGAUGAAGGGCGGAUCAAAGAGACGCAAGAGGAGCGUGAAUCCGUACUUGAUGGGGCAAAGACUGGACAAUGUGGUGGCAAAGAAAUCCGUUCCACACUUCUCUGAAGAAGACACUAGCAAUAAUAAGAACUAAACCAAGCACCUGCUGUUAUUUAUUAAUCAUAUUGCCAUAUUGAGGUUAUAGCAUUAGAAAAUAUGAUUUGGAAUUAUGGAUAUAAAGCGGACGUGCAUGCUUAAUUUGUGUUUCUGACAACUACGGAGAAAACAGCAGUGUUCAGUUAUUUUUAGCAAUUGCUUAGUUGACACUAAAUAAUAUUUGUAUGUAGUGGCUAACCGAAAUAGUAAAGAAUAAAUCUGUUUCAGUGCA